ACAUGACGUUUUGACCAACCAGUGUCUCGCUUGGCAACGAUACCUCCAUUAGUCUUUCGAAAAAUAGCAACAGACCACUCUAACAAAGAAUAGAAACAAUGUAGUGAAUCUGGAUUAUUAUUUUGUUUGGCUGCCUUCAAAUGGAAGUUUAGUUAUAGAUGCGGCAUGUCGUAAGCUCUAGAAGACAAACGGAGAGCGAGGAAGGGUAUAUUUCGGUGUUUAUUUUCGGAACAUGUCAACGCGUGUGAAACCUUUACCAGUGCCUGUACAAAGGACUCGAUCUCUUUUGACUACAGGCGACAUGUAUACCCAUACAAUUGAUGGAACACAUCAUUUGCCACCAUUAACAAGUCAGACCGUUGGAGGGGCGUCGCACAGUGCUCAUGUGAGUACCCAGGGACCGAAAGUUACCCAGUUGUAUGAAGAUCACAAACAUCAUGAAACGAAAAGAGACCACAUCCAACAUGGCGUGCAAGAGGAACCGGGUGCACUACCAGUGGUUAGACCAAGUUCAAGUGCUGGUAGUAUUGGCUCAAAAUCUGGUUCAGCUGCAAGGAGGAAUAAUGCCAUGAGUCCUGAAUUGGCUAUGAAACAGUACAUGCAUAAACUCACAUCCUUUGAACACCAUGAAAUAUUUAAUUAUCCUGCGAUAUUUUUUGUUGGACAGAAUGCAAAGAAAAGACAAGGUGUUGUAGGUGGUGCAAAUAACAAUGGUUACGAUGAUGAGAAUGGAUCUUAUAUACAUGUACCACAUGAUCAUAUAGCUUAUCGGUAUGAAGUUUUGAAAGUUAUUGGGAAAGGCAGCUUUGGACAAGUUGUUAAAGCUUAUGAUCAUAAAAUUCAGUCCCAUAUAGCGUUAAAAAUGGUUCGAAAUGAAAAGAGAUUCCAUAGACAAGCUCAGGAAGAAAUACGAAUUCUUGAACAUUUGAAGAAACAGGACAAAGACAAUACUAUGAACAUUAUCCACAUGUUCGAGCAUUUUUGUUUUCGCAAUCAUAUUUGUAUUACAUUUGAAUUGCUCAGUAUGAACUUAUAUGAACUCAUUAAGAAAAAUAAAUUUCAAGGAUUUAGCUUACAACUAGUUAGGAAAUUUGCACACUCAAUCUUGCAAUGUUUAGAUGCGCUAUACAAAAAUAGAAUCAUACACUGUGAUCUCAAACCCGAAAAUAUCCUUCUAAAACAGCAGGGCAGGAGUGGAAUUAAGGUUAUAGACUUUGGGUCCAGCUGCUAUGAACACCAGCGCAUAUAUACUUAUAUCCAGUCAAGAUUUUAUAGGGCUCCAGAAGUCAUUUUGGGGGCAAAGUAUGGAAUGCCUAUUGAUAUGUGGAGUCUGGGCUGUAUCCUGGCUGAACUACUGACGGGGUAUCCACUGUUUCCAGGUGAAGAUGAAGGGGACCAGCUGGCAACUAUCAUUGAACUACAGGGUGUGCCUCCACAAAAAUUGCUUGAUCAGUCAAAAAGAGCUCGCAAUUUUAUUAGUUCUAAAGGUCAUCCAAGAUAUUGCACUGUCACAACACUGCCAGAUGGUAGCACUGUACUUCAGGGAGGACGAUCACGUCGAGGAAAAACUAGAGGUCCUCCUGGUAGUAAAGACCUUGUCACUGCUCUUAAAGGUACUGAUGAUCCACUUUUCCUUGACUUUAUGCGACGAUGCCUUGAAUGGGACCCAGCUGGUCGUAUGACACCUGGUCAGGCACUGCGGCAUGCUUGGCUCCGGAGACGAUUACCGAAACCUCCAGGCAAUGAAAAUCGUCAAGAUUCUGCAUCGCGUAAAAAGAUCACCACAGCUAACACUAGCACUUUAGUGUCUAAAAUAGGAAGCUCAUCAAGUGGGAAGGCUCGCCAACAGUAUAUUCAAGAGGACGCUGGAAUGUUGAACACUAGAACAAAAUUACCACAAAUCGGUUCUACUAUGUAGAACAUUCCACGUUGUGAUCACAAACUGAAAUAGAAAAUUUAUCACAUAAUUAUAAUAUUGUUUAAAUGCAAUGAUAUUUCUAAAAGCCGUCCACACAUGCCUUAUUAAAAAGAUAUAAAAUCACUCACUGUGGUUUUUGAAUGGAAAUUGUGUGAAUUUUUAAAUGCACCAGCCAAAAUGUGGAUUGAAGAUUAAAUUUCGUGGUGAAUUAGAAUCAAUGGAUUUUCUUUUCCAUAUAUUAUUUGAUUUCAAUACUAUUCUAUUAUAGUGACUUUCGUACACUCAAUGUGCUGUUCAGUGAAAAUGUGCAUCAGGUUUAAAUGUGGAAAUUUGUUUGAAUGUGCGAUGAAUUCCAUAGGGAAUGAAUUUUUUGUGAAGUGUAUUGUUUGUUAAUGAUCAGUAUUUAUUGAACAAAAUGUUCAUAUUUUUACCACAUUGUGUGCACAAUAUUCUGCCAGUGGAAUGUGUUUUACUUCAUUCAAACCAGUUCAGGCAGGAUAUAAAAACUGGACAAUGAUCAUUUAACAUUGAUCAUCCAUUUUCUGUGAUAAAUAGCUUACCAUGUUGCCCACAUUGGUAUUCGAAGCUGCUAUGUAUGUGUUUCUCAACAGACGGUCUAUCAUGGAUAAAAAUUGUGUAAUGUUUUGGUCAGAGUAAAGAAAUGGAUUGAUUGUUUUUUUUUUGUUGCAUUACUGGUACUUGGUCUUUUAACUCUGAUUAAGGCGUAACAAAAAUUUGCUUAUUUCCGGUAGGUCAGUAUUUUUUUAAUAUUUUUUUUAUUAUUAAGUGGGUCUUUUCGGAAAUUAUUUUUGUGUCAAAAAAUGAAUACAAAUAUUGAAAUAAGGGGGUAAUGCAUUUAGAGCAGCAGUAAGUUGAUUUCUAACAUCUCUGACCAUGUUUAAAGCAUAAAAAGUGCAGUUUUGUAACUUUUUGUUAAAAAAGUUGAAAAAAAAAAAUCUCCAACAGUUCCAUAAAAACAUUUAGGGUCAGGCCAAAAAAUUAUGGUAGGUCAGGAGACCGGAACAAUUUUUUUUAUGCCUAAUGAAUAAAUGUUUCCCUGCCAUCUGUCUGAUUAUAGGAAAAAACUAUUUAUUUAUAGUUUGUUAAGGCUAGUUUUAAUUAGGUCUUUUAUCUUGUUAAAUGCAUUUGUCAGGAAUUUUAAAUUGAUUUUUAAUUUUAUCAAUUUUUGAUAUCCAGAGUGGCAGCAACAUACCCUUUUUUUCUUUUUUUUUUUUUUUGCCUUGACCUAAAUAUUGCCCGUGAAUUGUAACUGUAUUAAGAACACGUUUUAAGUAUAAUUUACAGUUUUAUUAAAAAGACAGUUUUAAAGAAACAAGUACCGGAGUAAGUCCAUGAAAGAAAUACAAUUUUGAAAAUUGUUGACAGAUCUUGCUGGGUAUACUUGAAGCCUGAUUUACAUUAAUGUUCUGCAUGUGUCUACAAUGUCAGUGUUUUAAGUAUACCUUUUAUUCUGCAUAAAAUGGGAUUGUUUGCUGAUACAGUCUGCAAAGCUUAAUUCUUUAACAUCUCUUUUGGCCAUAAAACAUAGUAAUAUUAGUUUGGCCUAAUACUGGAUAAGCCAUCAAAGUGUUGUGUCUGAUUUAUGUAAUUUGCCAGUUGAUUGACAGGUCUGUAUAUUGCAAUCUCUGCCUCCAGUCAUCAGUUAGUUUUCCAAUAAGCAGAACCUGACCAGAAAACCCUGGCUGUGUAUUGUAACUAGAGAAAAUAUUCUGUUAAUGAUUUUGGCAUAUGUUGGUAAAUAUUAGAAGAAAUGAUAUUUCGCAGCAUCAUUGGUUUUUAUUCAAGCUUGUUUCAAUUAUUAUUUUUUUUAUCGGGUAAUAUAAGGUUGAUUGUAUUAAGAAAUUUACAUGCAUCAUUGUUUUUACAUUUUUUCUCUCAAUUCAAACUCACCAUCUGAAGUAUUUAUAAAACAAUUUAAUCUCAUUAUAUACAGCUGAUUAUAUAUACGAGGGAUUACUUGGAAUAUUUAUUUUAGCAGCAUUUACAUUAAAUUAUACAGACGUGGCUUGUAUACCCCUUUACUCCAUAGAUACUCGUUUUAACGCAUCUAUGCAUUACUCCAUAGAUACUCCUUUUAUCGCAUUCUACUACACCGAUAGUUUAAAUGCAAAAUACCAAUAAAAUAUAUUGGCAAUGAAGCCCACAAAAGCAUAUUUGUGAAGUUUAAACUGUUAAUAAAAGAUCAGUUUCAGAAAAACUUGUGGUUAUAAUUGUAAUUUAUUGAUAAUUAUCACUUUUAAUUCAGGUGGCAUUUUCUGAAAAUCACACUGACUUUAUAUAUAUUAGGACAGCUAUUGAUGGAUGGAAAAGUAUAUAGGUGACCCAAAAACUAAGUUAUUAUUUGCAUUCUAUCAUUCAACUAUGGCAAAUUAUGUAAAAGUGAGACAUAAGAUUGGUGUAAUAAAAGGUGUGGUUACCAUAACAACCAUUAAAAUCCAUAGAUCACUUGUCAACAUUAUGGAAUUUAUGCUAAUUGACCUGGGCCCCUUGGAAGUGUGUUUAUUGUGCACAGCUGUCAAAACAAGGCAAUUAGGGUGUUGUUUGCAUCAUUAUUUAUGAUGUGGAUCAACAAAUUUUAUAGAAAGUGUCUUUGAUCAGUGCUUCUUAUCAAAACAUUAUGAAAUUAAUUAAUUUUAUGAUCUAUGAAGUUCUGUAAGUUUGGUAGGGGUGUAGAUUUUAAUGAUUAAUUAAAUGGGUUUGCUUAUUUUGAAAAUCACUUAAUAUAGACCUUUCUAGUCUUUCAUUUACCUUCAAUUAAUAAAACUGUGCAUUUGUAACAGUAAAAAUAUUUCUUUUCUGUUGUAUCACAUGCAUAAAACAGCUAAAUUAUAAUAAUAUUCUAAGGUUUAGGUUUGUAGCUUUCUAUUGUGAAAAAUAUUUAUCACAAAAUUAUGAAAAAUAUACCAUCAGAAAGGAAAUUUAAUUCUAAAAAUAAAUUAUGUUGGACACUAAAUGGUUAAAACAAGUAUUCAUAGACUAAUUUUGAUCUGAGUAACACAGGUAUAAAUUUUGCAUUUUUCUCCAAUAACCUGUAUGGAGAUAGUGUACAGAUAAUGCAACUGAGUGUAUUGGGUAUCAAUAAUCAAUACUAUUGUAUCUGUAUGGAGUAAUCGGAUACUGUUAAUAUUUUUGAAACAUGUAUAUAAAAAAACAAACCAAAGUGUAUAGGAUUUAUUUCAUGUAUUGUAAAACAAUGGCCAAUAUUCAGUUCAUUAAUCUGUAAUCCAAACAUUUCAGAUAAGUGAACCUAAUCUUUUCAGGUUUUCAAAACCUACUGGGCAAAUACAUUCACAUAUUGAUUUCAAUAGUUGUUCUUUAGGCCAAAAUUAAAAAUAUGUUUGUUUGCUGUCUCCCUACCUACCCGCUUACAAUGCUGCGCCCCAAAAGUUUUUACUGGACAAUGCUGGUCAAAUUUUUUUAAGUUGCGAUAUGACAAGUGCCAUAAUUAUAUUUCAAGUAAGCAAAAUAAUAAGUAAGAAAGUUUAAAUGAAUUUCAUCCUUUUAUACAACUUAUACAGAUUUGUCUUAUUUUUAAGAUAAGAAAUAUUCUGUAAGAAAUGAUCGUAAUUAUAUUCUGGUAAAAGUAUAAUCCCCCCACCAAAAAAAAAAAAAAAUGCCUACCUACCCAACUUUAAAAAGUAGGGUCGGGAGACAGCAAACAAAGACUUUUUUAAAUGUGGCAUUAGCCUCAAAUGACAGGCCCGUUCUAUUGAAGAAACAUACAUGUAUGUAAUUGUAAAAUCUAUGGACAUGGCAGAGGUUGGAUAUAUUUACCAGAAAUUCCAGUUGUGAUACAGCUUAAUUCUCCUCAGGUUCAUUUUUUAUCAUAUUUUUAUUAAGUUUCAUUUAUGUACAUGCAAAAUGUUCCUGACUUUCUUUUAAUUCUGUACAGGCCAUAACAGUGCAUAGCAAAGCUUUCCAAAACCAGUUUAUGAAUUAUUUUUUGUAUUUGCAUGUUUAAGUAUCAGUUGGCAAACAAAUGAAUUUUAUCUAUACAAAUAAAAUGAAGCUCUACAAAAGGAAUACCAACAUUUCUAAACAGCACUUGAUGACUUCAUAUUGAUAUUCAGUUUUAAUUACAUAUACAUUUUUGUACAAAAAAGCUUCAUGUAGGUUAAAAGCUAUAAAACGCUUGUUGAAUACUUGUGCUAGUUUGUAAUAAUAAGUAUGGUUAGUGGUAAAAAAAUAAUAAUAAUUUGUUACAGUAAUAAAAGCGUAAUUAUUUGCAAUUUUCAUUUUUCAUGUUCGUGAUUAUUGUUCAACAUUUGUCUGAUGUCCUGCAAAAAGUUUCUAUUCAUGAGAAAACAUAUUGCAUUUAUGUCAUUGUUAUAGAGUAGGGAUCAAAUUCAUUGAACAAAAAAUUAUUUCAUUCAUCUUGAAUUUCAACUGAAACUUGAGAUGGUAAUUAUUACUGUGUAUGACUGACACAAAUAAAACUCUUUUAUAUGUGAUGUGUAACUUGCUGGUAAAUUGGUACAUGUACAUUUGUUUUGAUACUUCAUAUUUUUGUUCUCUUUCCAAAAAAUGAGAAGAAAAACGAUGAUAGUUAAAUUUAGAUAUAGUCCAUACUGUUACUGAAUGACCAAGAAGAGUUCAUAAAAAUAAAACAGUUUACAAGUUACAGUGUAUUUAAAUGGUGGUGACUUGAGAUUUCUAAAUUAAGUUUGUAAGAGUUUUUGUCUUAAUUUUGCUACCUUUCAAAAGACUUUGACAGGGAUAUGCAGUUAACUGGUGGAUCGAAUUUACCAUUGUUUCUUGAUUGAGGAAAAUAGCAUUUAUUAUACAAUUCAUGUACACCCGUUUUAUUUUUUGGAUAUUUCUUAAAAUAAGUAUUCAGCAAAUUUCAAACAUUACUUCAAGAAAAACUUAAAAACAUGAUUAAUGUAAAAUUGUUUUAAAUGGAGUUUGCAGAGUUUUGUCAUUGCUAUUAAAUGUUGAUGCCUGUAAUCUGUUUUAUGUUGUUAAAAUCCAGCUGACCAAAUUUAACUGCUGAGAAAGAUCUGUAGAACCCAGUACAAAACAAAAUAUCACAAUACACCUUGGUACAAUUGUAAGUUUGGGCACCCACCCCUUAUAACUUAUGAACAUGAUACUGAAAGAAUGUUUCUUCAAAAAUAUUUAUGAUUUUAAUACUAAAAUAUGUUUGUAAAUUAUCAAACUUUUAUUUUGCAUGGUUAUAAAUAAAGGGGUUUUUAAUCCUUAAAUAUAAAAGUACAGAUAUUUGAAAUUGUGAUGGGAAAAAUUAUAUCAUAGAAUUUCCUGCAUUGUUUCUUAUCAAGGAAAAUCUAUUUAUCAGAAUCAUCCUGCAUAAUUCAUGAGUUUCUUUUAGAAGAUCUGGGAAGAAAGAAAAUAUUACCAUGUAACUAGGUUAGCUAGAACUUCAAUCAGCUUGUAAUAGGACCAGGGCAGAAAAUAUUGAUGAUUCUUUUUCUUUUAACACAAUUAUUGGUUCUAGUUAGCAAAUAAAAGUGUAUAAAUAAGCAGUUUGUAUGAGGAAAAUCAUUGAUUAUUUUAUCCCAAUAUUUCUUUGGUUGUGUGGGCUGACUGUCAUUAAGUCAUUCAUAUUUAGCCGAUGCUGAUGUAAUUACAUGUUAGUGAAAUAGCAGGUCAGAGAAAUAUAUUAAACAGUAUCAUAUCAAUCAUUUUAGACAAGGUCAACAUGAUUUAUGUACAUGUGUUUUUUUUGCACUAGUGUUUUAUAUUUCUCAAGAAAGUGUUUAGGAGUAUUGAGUAAAGUUUUUCUAAACUAAGGAAACAUGAACAUAAAGAUAGUUUUGAUAAAAAAUGAAAAGAGCUGCUAAAUUUAUGUUUGACAGGAAAUUUUAACCAUUCAUUUGUCAGUGAAUUAGCAAUUAAGUUGUGUUUCAUAAGCAGUGCAGCAAUUAAGACCUAGUUAUAAGUGUUGGGGAUUGUUUUUAAAAAAUGCCACAGAGGUAUAGAAGAUAGAAAUAAGCCUGGUUUAAAUCUUCUCUAGAUAUUACUGACCUGUGAUUGUUUUUGGCCAAUAGAUACCUAUAGAAUAAAUGUACAUGUACCAUUAGCAUAGGUUUGUCAUACAAUUUACAGUAUAAUUGAGUAAUGUGAUUUUUGAUGUAAACAUAGGGACCAUAAUGUAAAAAUAGUGUAAAAUUUUAAUGCUUUAAAGUUUUUCUCUGCAGUAUGAUAAUACAAUUCCCAGUACCAGUCUUAAACUUAUUGAUUUUGUCAUUGCUAAGAUUCCAUAACGUCUAGUAUAUAAAAGGUAUAAAAUUUCAUCAAUGUUAUGGUUUUAUACAUUAAUAUAGUAGGAAGUGAACAUAUGAACUUACUUUAAGGUUCAAAAUGGAGUUUACUCAGUGCUUAAAACAAAUAACCUUGGAAUGUAUUUUCCAAAUACUGUUUUUAUUAUACUUGUAUGUUAUUUCAGAGAAAAUCUCGUGAAAAAUUACGUUCCUCGUGAUAGUUUUUUCCAGGUAUUUCAUUAGAAAUGACAAAGGCUCACACCAUGUGUUUAAUCAAGCCUAAUACACAUCCUUUGUUCAUUUAUGAAAAUCAGUGUAUGAAAAAGUGCAUUUUUUUCAUGUGCUCUUUCGACUUGCAACUUCUUGUUUCUACUCUGACACCAGUAUAUUGUGCUCCUAUCUGUUACUUAUGUAUUAUAAGUUUGUUUUUAUUUAUUCUUUUACAUUUUCCCCCAUCUCUCAACUUAUUAAUUUUUAUCCUCAGUCUUUUAAUCUCCGUCAGAAUGACAACAAAAUAGUCUGAUUUUAUAACAGCCUUUUAUUUACUGUAAGUUUUUCAUAUUUUUAUAUGAUAUAGUGUAUGUAGCAUUUAUAUACAUACAAAUAUACAAUUUGGUGGAAAAUGCCAAAUAUUGUUAGUGGAUGCUGAAACUGUUAUUGAGUAUUUCAGACUGUAUGCUGGAAUUGUUAUAGAAUAUUUCAGACUUGUGUUAUUGAUUGAAUGCUUGAAUACAGAUAUUUUUAACAAAAAGUGUAAAAUUUGACUAUUAAAAUGACACUGCAAUA
Mercenaria mercenaria is the source of this 8946-nucleotide messenger RNA. RefSeq names its product dual specificity tyrosine-phosphorylation-regulated kinase 2-like. The record is from RefSeq and is a predicted model, not a curated record. NCBI's taxonomy places the organism in Eukaryota, Metazoa, Mollusca, Bivalvia, Venerida, Veneridae. Bases 233 to 1918 code for a protein of 561 amino acids. Gene Ontology annotation, cellular component: nucleus. Gene Ontology annotation, molecular function: protein serine/threonine kinase activity; protein serine/threonine/tyrosine kinase activity; ATP binding. The transcript has a single exon. Gene Ontology annotation, biological process: peptidyl-threonine phosphorylation; peptidyl-serine phosphorylation.